Molecule: messenger RNA, 1810 nt
Organism: Pelobates fuscus (common spadefoot toad)
Lineage: Eukaryota; Metazoa; Chordata; Amphibia; Anura; Pelobatidae
Product: galactoside alpha-(1,2)-fucosyltransferase 2-like
Exons: 3
Coding region: 331-1431 (366 amino acids)
Biological process (GO): carbohydrate metabolic process
Cellular component (GO): membrane
Molecular function (GO): galactoside 2-alpha-L-fucosyltransferase activity
Source: RefSeq, a predicted model, not a curated record
AUAGUCAUACAGAUUUUUUUUUUUCUAACCACCUUCGUAAGAGCAAGCAGUGCACCUGUCACGCCACAGGAGUUUGUACAAGUCCCUUGUCACAGGUACACAGAUAAUCUAGGAACAAGGCAGCUCCUAAACACACAGCAAGCUCCUUACAGGUGUCCAAGAGAGUGACGCUAUUUCUCCUGAACAGUUGCCUUUUCCCAAGUUCUUUAUCCAACAGUGUGCUUCGGUUGAUUGGGCAGAUAUGACUAUUAAAUAGUACACAGAAGUUGUCCAAAGAAGCUCCUAGAGAGCUGUAAAGGCAUUCAUUUAUUUAUGGAAGAGUCGCUGUGAAUGAAGUGCUGCAUCAGAUAUAAAGGAAACAUGGACUGUGUAAAGAAAAAAAGGUUCAUGUUCUGCGUGAUGUUUUUUGUGUCAGUUCUUACAUUCUCAGUUUUAUACAGAUUGCAGGUUCGCAUUGGAUUCUUAAUGUUCUCUACGAAACUAACACCUCUAUCUCUCAUGUGCCUUAAUGAGAAUAAGCAACAAGACACACAAAACAAGGACACUUCUAAUACAGACAGUGAGAGUUCUACAAAAUGUGACAUUAACGGAAUUUGGACUAUUAAACCUGAUGGAAGAUUAGGUAAUCAGAUGGGCGAGUAUGCAACCUUGUAUGCCUUAGCCAAAGCAAAUGGACGCCAACCUUUCAUCCUUCCAGAAAUGCACUCCUAUUUAGCACCUAUCUUCAAAAUCACGUUGCCUGUCUUACAUCAAGAUGCUGUUAACCUUAUUUCAUUCAAAGAAUACUGGAUACACGACUGGAUGUCGGAGGAGUAUAAGCAUGUUGAUGAAACUUUUCUGAAGUUUACUGGGUAUCCCUGUUCAUGGACCUUCUACCAUCACCUUCGUGAUGAUAUCCGUAGAGAAUUCACCAUCCAUGACCAUCUUAAGAAAGAAGCCAAUCAAGUGCUACGCGGAAUGAAAGGUUCACGGACGGAUGUUACCUAUAUCGGAGUUCACGUUCGCAGAGGUGACUAUGUCAGUGUUAUGCCCAACGUAUGGAAAGGAGUGAUUGCAGACAGAGGAUAUUUGGAAAAGGCCAUGGGUUACUUCCGAAAAAAGUACAAGAAGCCUAUCUUUGUGGUGACAAGCAAUGGGAUGGAUUGGUGCAAAGAUAACAUUGACAACUCAAGGGGAGAUGUUUAUUUCUCAGGUGAUGGCAAUGAAUCAACUCCUGGGAAAGAUUUUGCACUCCUUGUGAGUUGUAACCACACAAUAAUGACUAUUGGGACCUUUGGCUACUGGGCAAGUUAUCUUGUAGGAGGAGAAGCUAUUUACCUCACUAAUUUCACUUUACCGGAUUCAGAAUUUCUAAAACUUUUUCAUUAUGAUGCUGCCUUUCUACCUGAGUGGAUUGGGAUUGCUGCUGAUCUUUCCCCACUCUUACAUUAAUAAAACUAGCCUUUCAAGAGUUCCAUACAACAAGGGUUUCUUUACAUCAAGACCUCGACAAAACAAAAAUGCUAUCUCCUACAGAAAAGUGGACUAACAGGUUAAAAGAUCAGUCAAAUAGGUUUUCAUAUCAUAACACCAUUGUUUGUUGUGAUAACUUGAAUAUUUAUUAACUUUUUGUGUCUUUUGGCAGCUUACUUGUUUAGCUCACGGUGUCCUAUGAAGUUGCUUUCCAUCUAUAUUGACUUAUUCAUCCUUAAAGGACAUUUCUUGCAAACGUGAUGUACUUUUCUGGUUAAAAGAUUUAUUGGAAAGGUUGUUUUUUUAACUAAACAAUUUUAAUAAAUUUUUUUUAAAAAUUAGCAAUUUUACAUAUGUC